Molecule: messenger RNA, 660 nt
Organism: Fibroporia radiculosa
Lineage: Eukaryota; Fungi; Basidiomycota; Agaricomycetes; Polyporales; Fibroporiaceae
Exons: 7
Coding region: 1-660 (219 amino acids)
Biological process (GO): tail-anchored membrane protein insertion into ER membrane; translation
Cellular component (GO): ribosome
Molecular function (GO): structural constituent of ribosome
Source: RefSeq, a predicted model, not a curated record
AUGAUCACGACGACACGUCUACAGUCUCCAUUGGCAGUCAUUAGUCAGAACUGUACAGAGCUCGAUCUCCGUAACCUUAUUUUUCCUCCCUUUCCACCGACCUACACGCCGACUCCCAGACGUCAAGAAACGAUGCCUUCCCAAAAGACUUUCAGGACGAAGCGCAUCCUCGCGAAGGCCGCCCGCCAGAACCGGCCUAUUCCUCAGUGGUUCCGCUUAAAGUCGGAUACCAAAAUCCAGACUCUUGUUUCUCCCAAUAUGACACUACUAGCAACCAUAUUCAUACUUGUCUUCAUCACCGAGCUAAUCUCUUGGAUCGGCAAGUCGGUGCUACUGGAAUUCGUGUAUGCAUUAUAUUUGCGUAUAUUCUACUCGAGCGCGGUUGCGCGGCAGCGGAAGCUCAAGUCGGACAUCCUCCUGGGGAAGAAAGAGCUCCUGCAGACGAGUGCGCAAGACCAAUUCGCCAAGUGGGCGAAGCUACGGCGGAGCGUGGAUAAGGGGCUCGCGGAUCUUGAGAAACUAAGUGAGUCUUCGCCUAGUCAUUCUCGGUCUGUUGCACGGGCGCUUCUGGUUCAGGUUUGGCGGCUGCAGUCCACGUUUGGUACGACUCUGCAUGCCCCUGCUCCAGGAGAUUACGCCUCUACGGCUCAUCUCAUUUGA